Messenger RNA from Acanthopagrus latus (yellowfin seabream), 1671 nucleotides. RefSeq lists its product as uncharacterized. Lineage: Eukaryota; Metazoa; Chordata; Actinopteri; Spariformes; Sparidae. Gene Ontology annotation, cellular component: actin cortical patch; Arp2/3 protein complex. The transcript is spliced from 9 exons. Gene Ontology annotation, molecular function: actin filament binding. The coding region runs from base 135 to 1319 and encodes 394 amino acids. Gene Ontology annotation, biological process: Arp2/3 complex-mediated actin nucleation. The record is from RefSeq and is a predicted model, not a curated record.
AAGAGGAGGAAGAGGACUUCUGCUUACCUGUCAGUUGUAGAGCUACUAAAUUCAUGUGAAUUGGCUAUUUGUUGGUGAGACCCCUGCCCUGACAGGAGGGAGAAUCUUGAGCUGUUUAUAGUAUUUGUUGAAGCAUGGACAGCAAGGGGAGGAAAGUGGUGGUCUGUGACAAUGGGACGGGGUUUGUCAAGUGUGGCUUCGCUGGGUCCAACUUCCCCGACCACAUCUUCCCCGCCAUGGUGGGUCGACCGAUCAUACGAUCGACCACCAAAGUGGGCAACAUAGAGAUAAAGGACCUGAUGGUGGGUGAGGAGGCCAGCGAGUGUCGCUCCAUGCUGGAGGUGGCCUACCCCAUGGAGAACGGCAUGGUGCGCUGUUGGGAGGACAUGCUGCACCUGUGGGACCACACCUUCGGUCCCGAUCGCCUGAACAUUAACCCAAAAGAAUGCAAGAUCUUGCUGACUGAGCCGCCCAUGAACCCCACCAAGAACCGGGAGAAGAUUGCGGAGGUCAUGUUUGAGAAGUACCAGUUCCAUGGCAUUUAUGUGGCCAUUCAGGCUGUGCUCACACUGUAUGCUCAGGGUCUGCUGACCGGUGUGGUCGUCGACUCGGGGGAUGGUGUCACCCACAUCUGUCCGGUGUACGAGGGCUUUUCUUUACCCCACCUCACACGCAGGUUGGAUAUCGCAGGACGUGACAUCACACGCUACCUCAUUAAGCUCCUGCUUCUCCGCGGUUACGCCUUCAACCACACGGCCGACUUUGAGACUGUGCGUAUGUUGAAGGAGAAGCUCUGCUACGUGGGAUACAACAUCGAGCAGGAGCAGCGCCUGGCCACAGAGACCACCUACCUGGUGGAGACAUUCACACUCCCCGACGGCCGGCAGGUGAGGGUGGGUGGAGAGAGGUUUGGGGCCCCUGAAGCUCUCUUCCAGCCUCAUCUCAUCAACGUGGAGGGAGCGGGAGUGGCCGAGCUGCUGUUUAACACCAUCCAGGCUGCAGACAUUGACCUCAGGGCAGACUUCUAUAAGCACAUUGUUCUGUCAGGAGGGACCACCAUGUACCCCGGCCUUCCAUCCAGACUAGAACGAGAGAUCAAGCAGCUCUACCUGGAGAGGGUGCUGGACGGAGACACUCAGAAACUCUCAAAGUUUAAGAUCCGCAUCGAGGACCCUCCCAGGCGCAAACACUUGGUGUUCCUCGGCGGAGCGGUGCUGGCCAACAUCAUGAAAGACAAGGACUCCUUCUGGCUGAGCAAGGCCGAGUACGACGAGAAAGGCCUGGGAGUGCUGCAGAAACUGGGAGGUGGAGUCAGAUAAAAGGAAAAACAACGUCACUCAAAUGUUUCAGUGUUCAUGUCAACUCCUCACCUCUCGUAGCCUGGCAUCAGAGUCAUUCAUUUCUGUAUUGCUAGGACAAUGAAUCAAAAAAAACAAAAAAAAAAACACAGUUUUUUGUUCCAGCUUCUCAAAUGUGAAGAUUUGCUGAUUUUUUCUGUUAAUAUUAAUGGGAUGUCUGCGGGUGUUGGACUCAUUUGGACAUAAUAUGCAAACUGAAAGUAUAUUUCUGUUUUUUUCUGACAUUUUGUUGACUAAACGGUUAUAUAAUUCAUUAAUUGUUGUCAAAGUAAAGUAAAAGGUGACCAGAAACAAAGAGAAUGUCAUGUCAAAA